AUGUCCCUGGUUUGUUUUAUACCAGUACUGUCCCUAUCAGAUGAGGUCGACUACUGGCGUAGGCGUGCUAAAAAAGCUUCUCGAAAUUCGUCCUCGGAAAAGGAUCGUGCAGAGCUCUUUAUCAAACUUCUGGAGCCUGCCGCAAAUGAAUGCGCGCGUUUCGAAAGUGCAUCACAGUUGGUCGUGUCCUCCAGUAAAGAUCUGGCUUCGACAGUGGAACAAGCAGGCCUUGGAAGUGCAUUAACAGAAUUGCUGAAUAUUUUGGAUCCGGUGGUCUUCGAUGUCCUUGACGAAACAUGGCGAUGUCUUGAGUCAACAGCCACAAAGCCGUUUCCAGAAUCUCGGAUGCGUGAGCUGAUCCAGGCCAUGGGAUAUUGGGUGGUUCGAGUUAUACAGUAUAAUUUAGGUGGUGUCACUUCGGAAAGCCACUCAUCGAACACACCCGUGUCCCUACUGUGGACGCACCCGUUUAGUCAGGUCAAAAGCGGCUUGCAGCUGGGCAUUGAAGCUUGCGAGCAGUGGCAAAAGUGCAGCAACGUGCUUACUCAACAAAUCUGGCACCGUUUUGCUCCUCAUCCAUGGGAGGGCUCUCCUCCCGAUUUAUCCUACUUGGCCCAGUUCAAAUCGCGACUGAAUGAGGUCAAAAGCGGCUUGCAGCUGGGCAUUGAAGCUUGCGAGCAGUGGCAAAAGUGCAGCAACGUGCUUACUCAACAAAUCUGGCACCGUUUUGCUCCUCAUCCAUGGGAGGGCUCUCCUCCCGAUUUAUCCUACUUGGCCCAGUUCAAAUCGCGACUGAAUGAGGUUCUUCAAAUACGUGGACUAUAUGAACACUUGCGACGACUGCUCACAGAUUCGGAACUUGGGGAGCUCGGUAUGUCGGCUGGACUGGGCGAGUUUCUGUUCACACAAAAUACUAGUACGGAGAAUUCGGGGGUCCCCGCAGCAUUGCGUCAACUGGCCAAUCCACUAAACUACAAUCCACUCACGGCUGAGCAGUGGUUGAUUGGGAAGAGUCUGGUUGAUGUGAAAUUUAACGCGGCAGAAGAGCGGGCAGCCAUACGGUUGCGCACAAAACUACUGACGGGAGCCUCGGGGGAUGCUAUAAACGGUGUGCCAUAUGCACAGUGGUUCCAGCUGCUAGAGUUUCAAACACCGAAAAACGGGAAAGUGGAACAUACAACCAAGCCUUGGAGGCAAAAGCAUGUUCUGUUUGUUCAGAAACUGGUACUUGCUGACAAGAACAACGUGAAUCUCAUAUUCCACGAAUUCCACAAGUACCAGGAUUUGAUCCGACGUUCACGGGUCUCUGCAGCCCUUCAGUCUGAGCGCGAGACACUUCUGGGCUAUCUGGAAGCUUCUGUGAAGGAGUUCCGUGAAGAAUUCCUGAUUGGCUCGGGGUCAAACACGGAUAAAACAACAGUCACUGGACAAUCUAUCGGGCGCUCCACCGGCCUCGUGACCGCAAAAAACAUUCCCGAACAAGUCAACCGAAUGCUGUGGGCUGGUCAGUUGGAGUCGAGAGCGAAGGAAGAUUUGAAAUUAGUGGAGUGUCUUCUAUCUGACCUGGCAAGAUAUCCGGCAUAUAAACAAGAAGUCACCUCGCUUAUCGAAGAAAUGUCCUGCUGGAGACGAGAGCAGUUUGAAAGUUGGUCGCGCUGCAACUUGGCUCGGUUGGACGGGCAAGGUGGUCCUGGUUCACUGAGUUUUGACCCUUCGCGUCCUAUCCUUAAUUUGUCUACAGCAAACGGGUUCUUGGAGGUGGGAUUUCCGGAUGCUUUGGUUCAAUUGCAGCGAGAGGUCCGUCUGCUUGUGGGUCUUGGUUACGCUGUUCCAAUGAAACUCAUACAUGCGGCAGACCAAGCUGAAGCACUUCAUCGAUAUGCCAUUGUUUUGAAACAAGUUGCCCACUUUUACAACUCCAUAGACAGUCAAAUGAUCCCAAGCCAACAGGCUCUAAUGCUUAAUUCAGCUAUGGCCUUCGAACGCCUAAUCAAGUCACCAAAAACACAAUUCCGCCUGCCGCCUUCGGACGGCAACAAACCAAAGGAUCUUGAAAACGCCAUUACAUGGAAUCAAACUGAAGAACUGGAAUCUUACAUCAAUCAGCUACAAAACGCAUCAAGGCAGUUGAUGAUGGAGAACAGAAAACUACGUAAAGUUCACUUUACUAUUAUGGAAAAAAUUAUUCGUCUUCUGGACGUCGACCUACUUCGUAACCAAUCGCGAUGGAGAAAUGAAUUAGCCGACGUUCGGUACAUGCUUGCCGAACUUGCGAAUCAAGGUGGCUACCCGGCAGAUCAUAUGGCCCCGUGGAAGGCACAUUUAGACCGGCAGUUGUACAAAGUUUUGGAAUAUCAAUAUCGGGUCGGUUUGGAUGAGAUUAAUGAACGGAUGCCCGAAAUUCGAGUCGACAUGGUCUAUCAGCAAUCACGUUUGGCUUUUAAACCUCCUUUUGAAGAGAUAAAGGCCAAGUAUUACCGUGAAAUGCGCAAAUUCAUUUGCAUUCCCAACUACUUUCGCGGAGUCAGCGACCUACCGGCGAUGGCAAGAGAUGUGGAUAAUUCUGAACUACCAGAGCUCAUCUUCCCGCUGAUUCUGGACAACCAAUCCAAUGGUCUACGUGUGUGCUAUCGCAAAGCAGAAUUCCUAUUCACUCGCCUGAUUGCCAGUUUGGACCAAUUUCGAAACUGGGUGGUUUUGGGAAGUGUGAACUUGGAUGAGCUAGUCGACUCACACUGUCGGGAUUUGGCGGAUUUCGAGAGAAACUUUCGUGCUUUGAAAACGCGUGGACGGGACGCAGAGAAGUUGCCCACCGAGAUCAAAAUUGACUGUGUCACAGUGAACUGCCUGCCUGUGAAGAAUGCCAUCGAAGGCAUGUUGCAGAACUUGUUCGAAACACUGCAGACCUGUCUGCGGCGUUCAAUCCAUGGGGAAUUAGUGGCCGCCGAUGCAUUUCUAACUGAUGCCUUGGAGAAACUGUCGUAUCGACCGCAGACGGUGGACGAACUCAGUGAGGCAAAAGCGCGCGAAGUUGAGUUUUCUAAAGCUCGAAGCCGAUUGGUCGAACAAGUGACGUGCGCGGAGGCCAAGGAUCGACUUCUGCGUGGAGUAGCUGGAUCAGGUGUGCAAGCGUUAGGGGCGACAAAAGCAAAGUGGGACAAAUUCCAGCUGAUGAUGGAGAGUUUUAGGAUGAUGAUGAAUGAACAACUGGAGGCAACUGAAUGUGCUGCACCGGGCCGCCUCAUGUUUCAGUUGCUGCAAUAUUCGGGAUAUCGUGAUACAAAUAUAUUUGUCAUGAAGUCAAAUGUGGAAGCAAGGACGAAGAAUUAUGUGAACUCACUUGAGAAAUUUGCAAGUCGUUGGCAUCAGCUCAAACCAGGACAUGAAUUGUUGGACAGUGGAGACCGCGAGGCAUGCAAAGCCGCCAUCUACUUGGUUCGUGAACGACAGGCGGAGUUCACCGAACUUGAAACGCUACGUGAAAGUGUUAUACGUGAUCAUGUGCACUUUGAAAUGACUCCACCAUCGUUUGGACUGGCUGAAGAACUCGCCACAGAUUUGAAAACCUAUGAAUCCAUGUGGUCCGAAUUUGAAGCCUUUAAUAACGGAGUAGAGGAGUUCGCCAAAGAAGACUGGAUUUCCUUCAGAACGAAAUACUACUUGUUUGAUGAAUUUCUUGCCUCGUGGUUCAACAAACUGCGCGCAACUGAAGUCACUCCAAUGACGGUCUGCUUACAGAAGGCAAUUGAUCAGUAUCGGGAAUUACUACCAGCACUGAAGUGGGUCCGUGGUGAGGCGUUGUCACAAGAUCACUGGAUCGAAUUGUUCCGCUUGAUCGGCUUGCCAAAAUCCAUUAGACUGGAACAGCUGAAUUUUGGUGAUUUGCUCAGUGUGAGUAAAUCCAUCGUGGCGCAGUCAGGGGCUUUGAAGACCCUAACUCAACGGGCUCAGGCGGAAGUUGUGGUACGUGAAGCAUUGCAGGAACUGGACGUCUGGGGAGCUGGAGCCACAUUUGUGUUAACCGAAUACAUUGAUAGCUCUGGUCAGGUGUUAUAUUUGGUCAAAGAUUGGAAGGACAUUGUCAGCCAAGUGGGUGACAAUAUGGCCCUUCUGGCAUCACUUCAAGAUUCACCAUAUUUUGACAGCUUUGCAGACCGUGCCAACGCUUGGGCGCAACGUCUAGCAGACUUGGACCACAGUCUGAAUGGUCUACAGGCAGUACAGCGAAGAUGGGUAUAUUUAGAGCCCAUCAUAGGCAGAGGAGCUCUACCAAAGGAGGCUGCCCGAUUCUUGCAGGUCGAUGCGGAGUUUCGGAGACUCCUCAUGGCCAUAAAGGCAGAUAACAGAGUGGUCAGUCUGGUGUCUGGACAUCGUGCAAAUGCGUUGAAAGAGCAACUCACAAAUAUGCAGACUUUUACUGCGGAGCCAUUUUUUAGGAACUGCCAACUGAACAGUUACAGAUUAUUGGACAAGGAAGCAAAACUCUCAGAUGCAUCUUGUUUACAAAAACUGAAUAUCCAUGCUCUCUUUGAACGCGUCUUCCUGAACUUUCCUGGAUAUUCAUUGACUGUUCUCAAGUCCAAGCAAAUGCUACAAAGCGGCUCCACAGACUCCGCAAUAGAGCUCAGUUUUCAAGAGACACAAAGCGGAUUUACAAGAAAACGGACUACUCGCAUGCCUCCCCCAUCAGAUCAGCUGGCCCGUUGCCAGCGGGCUCUCAAUGAGUACUUGGAGGAAAAGCGAAGCGUGUUUCCUCGCUUCUACUUCCUCGGUGAUGAUGACUUGUUGGAAAUCCUCGGACAGGCUACUAAUCCGUCGGUUGUGCAAACCCAUCUUCGUAAGCUUUUCCAGGGUAUACAUCAUGUUCUGUUCGAAGUGGACGGAGACAAUCGUAGUAACGGAGCCCAAGUGAAGAAGUUGAAAGCUAUGUGUUCUUUGGACGGAGAAGUCGUGUGCCUGCAAAGACCAAUUCAGCUUACACCAGAAGUAGAACUUUGGCUUGGCCGAUUGGCAACCGGAAUGCAAGCCACUCUGAAUGAACUUCUCGCACAGUGCUUGGAUGCUGGUUCAAUCGAAAAUAGGCGAAAACAUUCGUUGGAUCCCAAUGCCUAUCCGGGUCAGAUUUUAACACUAGCUGAAGCUAUAAACUUUUCAAGGAAUGUGGAAGAAGCACUGAGUUGUGGACGGCUAAGUGUAUUGAAAAAAGAUCUCCAGCAUUUCGAUGUAAUUAGCUCAUCAGUAUUUAUUCUCAGCGUCCAGCCUCCUUUUAUUGGUCUGAAUAAUUUCUUUUUUGCAAUGCAGGCUCAACUGGCUGCGUACACAUCCGUGGAUCUGAAUGCACUGAGGUCCACCGGUGCUUCUGCUGACAACUCACUAGACGACAACACAGUGACACAAACUGGUAACCUUGUGAUGGCUGCGAAACUCAGUACCCUUAUCCUGGACACUAUUCACAUGAUCGAUGUCGCUGAUCAACUCAUUCAAGCCGGGGCAGCUACCACACGUGACUGGGCUUGGCAACGUCAACUUCGUUUUUAUGGGGGCCCUUCUGGUAAAUCGUCAAGCGUCUCCGCCCCUCGAGUUUGCAUGGUGGAUGCCGAAUUUGUGUAUACUUUCGAGUAUCAAGGUAACGCCCGACGACUUGUUCAUACUCCUCUGACGGACAAAUGCUAUCUGACCUUGACUCAGGCUAUGCGGAUGGGGCUUGGAGGCAAUCCAUACGGCCCAGCUGGAACCGGAAAAACGGAAUCUGUCAAAGCACUUGGCGGACUAAUGGGACGUCAGGUUUUGGUUUUCAACUGUGAUGAGGGCAUAGACGUGCGAUCAAUGGGACGCAUUUUGGUCGGAAUCGUCAAGUGUGGGGCGUGGGGUUGUUUCGAUGAAUUCAAUCGCCUAGAAGAGGCCGUACUUUCAGCUGUCUCCAUGCAAAUCCAAGUUAUCCAAGAUGGUCUCCGAUCGUCGUCUUCUCACAUCACCCUACUGAAUAGGAGCAUAAGCCUGGAUCCCAAUUCGGGUCUGUUUAUCACUCUGAAUCCGGCCGGUAAAGGCUACGGCGGACGGCAAAAGCUACCGGACAAUCUUAAACAGCUGUUCCGUCCCGUGGCCAUGUCACAACCCGAUGUGGAUCUAAUUGCCGAAAUGAUCCUAUUCUCAGAAGGAUUCCGCCAUGCUCGGUUAUUGGGUCGUAAACUGGUCUCCGUUUUCGCCUUAGCUAGGCAACUUUUAUCUGUUCAGCAACACUACGAUUGGGGUCUAAGAGCACUGAAGACGGUGCUACACAGUGCAGGAUGCUUGCUUCACGCGCAUCAAUCUAAUCAUCCACAUGCAGAUCCAACUACUAGAGGUUGUGCAACUGAGAGCAGAAUGGUGAUCAGGGCAGCCCGUACGAAUACUUUGGCGAAACUGACUUGCGCAGACGUAGGACGUUUCGAGGCUUUGCUCCGUGACCAACACUACGAUUGGGGUCUAAGAGCACUGAAGACGGUGCUACACAGUGCAGGAUGCUUGCUUCACGCGCAUCAAUCUAAUCAUCCACAUGCAGAUCCAACUACUAGAGGUUGUGCAACUGAGAGCAGAAUGGUGAUCAGGGCAGCCCGUACGAAUACUUUGGCGAAACUGACUUGCGCAGACGUAGGACGUUUCGAGGCUUUGCUCCGUGACGUAUUUCCCGAACCAGAGUUACACGUCUCGUCCUCAGAAGACCCAGAGCUGACAACACUUACCGAAGCCCUUCAUGCAGUUGUCGAAGAAAAUCGCAUGGUAUUGGUGGAACCACAGAUUCAAAAGGCCCUGGAAGUUUAUGAACAGACAAAACAACGUAUGGGCGUUGUUUUAGUUGGUCCUUCCGGUUGUGGAAAGUCCACCAUACUGCGUCUGUUACGCAUGGCGUUGGCAAAAGUUGGACGUCCCUUGCGUUACCAUGUUUUCAAUCCAAAAGCAAUGCUGCGGGUGCAGCUUCUGGGUCGUAUUGAUCCGGAUACUCGGGAAUGGACCGAUGGUGUUCUGACCUAUAGCGCUCGAUGCGUUGUGAAAGAGGACAGUUCCCAAUCAUGCUGGAUUGUUUGCGAUGGUGAUAUCGAUCCAGAAUGGGUGGAGUCUCUGAAUUCCGUGUUGGAUGACAACCGUUUGCUGACCCUACCCAACGGAGAGCGCAUUCAGUUCGGUCCGAAUGUCAACUUUUUGUUCGAAACACACGAACUCACCCAGGCCAGUCCGGCAACAGUGUCCCGUAUGGGGGUGGUCUAUGUAAGUGAGGAGUCUACAGAACCGCGGGCGCUCGUGGGGGCGUGGCUCGCACAACAGCCAGAGCAGGACCGUGACCAACUCGAGCUUCUCAUCAAUCAGUCAUUCUACACCUGUCUGGACUGGGUUUAUCAGAAGAUACCUCAGUACAUUUUCAUAGAAGAAACUACCCACAAGUUUGCUGAAAACUCUUCGACAGCCCAUCACCAGUUUCACUCUUCUUGGGGAUCAUCAGUUAGAGUUCAAGUAGAACCUAAGAAUGAUUUCGUUUUGGAAACCAGCCCAGCGGCAACUGUUUUCAAUGGGUUGUCUCAUCUUGUUGGAGCAACCACCACAGCACAGUUUGCAGUCGGUAUGAUACGUGGGUUGGGGGCCAAUCUGACGGAAGCUUCUCGAGAAGCACUUGCUCUGCAGGUUUACGAAGCAACUGGAGAGACUCCUCCGGAUCCCACACGCCCACUGGACGUUCAGGUGGACAAGAAUUGCCCUACUCGUCUGAUAUCAUACCCACCUGGAACGAGCAUAGUACUUCUUGGCCCAGGUUCGCUAAGUAAUACAGCUGGUGGGUGCACAGAAUUUUCCUCAACGAGCAUCUCAACUGACAGUGCCCUUGCUCACGCAGCGGCCGAUGGACUGGCAUCUGGAUACCCCCCACUAGUACUUACGCCAACUGUUCGGAGAUCAAUUGACGCUUUUCGCUGUUGGUUGGACGAUCCAAAAGCACGCCAGUCUUUUCUACUUGUGGGUCCGGAGGGUUGUGGGAAGAGUCGUCUGUUGGACUACUGCUUCGCUAUGUUCAACCGGUCAGCUCAAGUGGCCACUAUUCAGUGCUCCGCGCAGACCACACCCAUCCAUUUGCUGGAAAAACUAUCCCAGUGUUGCAUGACGGUGACCAGCAGUACAGCCGGGACGAUUGCCGGUCGUGUUCUUCGUCCGCGCGAAGGAGAACGGUUGAUUCUGUAUUUGCGGGAUUUGAACCUCGCAAAACCGGACAAAUGGGGUUCGUGCCAGUUGACGGCGUUCCUCCAGCAGCUGCUGACCUAUCAUGGCUACUACGAUCCAGUCAACCUGGAAUUUGUGGGUGUUGAAGGCAUACAGUUUGUUGGAAGCAUUACGCCGGCUACCACUUCUGCAGGUUUAGGACGACAUCUACUGUCACCCCGGUUCACUUCAGCUCUCCGGCUGACUGUUAUAACCUACCCGGAGCGAGACCAACUAAUUUCCAUCUACACGUGUCUACUUCAGGCGGUUGUACAUUCCCAUUUGGCGGCAAACUGUACCUCCGUGUGCGAUAGCCGAGCGUCCAAAUAUACUGUUCAGGCACAUUCAACAAAGACUCCUCCAUUGUUAAAUCCGGUGCGAUUGCAUAUGAUGUCCUCAAUAAUGGUACAGCUUCUUGACAGCGUACAACAGCAGUUCAGAGCCGAUGAACAUGCACACUGCGUCUUCACCCCACACUUGUUAACCCGAUGGACAGCCGGACUAUUGCGCUACGAGUUAAAUGGAUCAGUCAAUAAUUUGUGGGCCGCUUUUGGUCAAGAGGCGCGAUGCGUGCUACGCAAUAGACUUCCGGGUGAACGUGCUCGAAGUCAGUUUGAUACGCUUUUCAGUGGUCUAGUGUACAGCAACCUUAGCAGUACUACUACCCAUGGGGAAUUCAGUGGCGGGGACGAAAUCCAGACAAUUUUGAAAUUUGCCACAGGAGAGGUUGAUGAAUUGUAUGAUUUUUGCGGGGAAAGUGAAAGUCCUCGUGGCAAGUCUUCCGAAGAAGCAGGGUGGUUUGUCACUUGGGGUGCCAAAGAAGCAGCUCCACCAGGCAGUCCAAUACCCCUUCAUGGCAGACCACUUGGAUUUAUGGUAAUGAGUCACAUAAGGGAAGUUUGUGAACGCGGUUUGACCCAAAUUGCUAGAGAACAGUGUCCAAAAGCAGCUGAGCUGGCCCUAUUCCCUGAGUUUAUAGAUCUUAUUUGUCGCAUAGAAAGGGUCUUGACCCGCCCGGCUGGAUCCCUACUGUUAGCUGGUCGUUCAGGUAUUGGAAGGCGAUCUGCUUUGAACCUCGUGACACACCUACACCAAUUCGAAGUUCAUCGACUGCGCGUUGGUCGUGACUAUACAGUUCGGCACUUUGUAGGCGACGUGAAGGUGGCAUGUCAAGCUGCCGGGAUAGACUCCCAGCCUACGGUGCUAUUGAUUGAAGACCAUCAACUAACUCACGAUGCAAUGCUCGAAAUAAUCAAUAGUUUACUGGCCUGUGGGGAGGCGUCUGGUUUGUUCACUGCAGACGAACUUGAGGCACUAGCAACAAACACGCCUCCCACCGGUGGGGUGAGCUUGCGUGAGGCAGCUGCAGAAGCUAGUCAUAGAGGACCGAUUUCCUCAUUCUUCGCUCAGCGCGUUCGUGCAAACUUGCACUUUGUCAUCGUUUUGGAUGUGGAUGAUUCCGACCAACUUACAGCUAGGCUGCGUGCGAAUCCUUCUGCAUACAAACACUGUGAAGUUCAGUGGGUGGAUAACUGGACCAGAAACAGUUUACUUAACCUCCCUAAACUACUCAUUUCUGCUGUUCGUGUCCUUCCGAAUGUAGAGGAACUUUGCCAAGCAUUUACUAGCCUGCAUAACACAGCGCCCCAUCUAUACAUGGCUACACCUCGCCGCUAUCUGGCAUUAUGCGCCGCCUAUGCCGGAAUUGAACAAACGCAUCGAUCAAAACUUGAAGCUCGGGCAUCCAGAUUGCAAGCUGGUUUGGCGAAACUGAAAGAAGCUCGACGACGAGUCUGUCAGCUGAAGAAGAGUGCCGCAGAACAGGGCGAACAACUGGCAGAAAAACAAACGGCAGCGGAUAAAGCUCUCGAACAAAUAAGUGCAGCCAUGCAAGGAGCUGCUGAGCAAAGGACUGAGAUGGAGAAUCUACGGAGCCGUGUCGCCGAAGAGUCAAGAGAUUUGGAACGCCGGAAAGCCGCGAUAGACACAGAGCUUUCGGAGAUUGAACCUUUAGUCCAACAAGCUCGCGCUGCCGUGGGUAGCAUCCGGCCUGAGGCCUUGUCGGAAAUUCGUGCAUUGCGAGCACCACCGGAUGUGAUUCGUGAUAUACUUGAAGGUGUACUGCUCCUGAUGGGAAUACGUGAUACCUCUUGGGUGAGCAUGCGAGGCUUUCUCGCAAAACGUGGUGUCCAGGAGGAAAUUCUAACAUUUGACGCACGGAAAAUAAGCGCGGAACUACGUACAAGUGUGGAGAAGUUACUUGCUAAAAAUCAGGAUUCUUUUGAUCCGAAGAUUGCAAAGAGAGCCUCAGUAGCCGCUGCACCAUUAGCAACCUGGGUUCGCGCAAAUGUCAAGUACGCCACUGUUCUUGAACGAAUAGCUCCAUUGGAAGCCGAGCAAGCACAACUUCAAGGGUCACUCUCACAAGCAGAAUCAUCGUUGAAAGCGCUUGCUGAAGAGCUAGCAGGAGUAGAUGCCAGAGUGGGACAAUUGCGGGCUGUAUUUGAACAACACACUGCUGAGGCAACCCGACUAAAAGUUGAACUUGACCGAGCCAAAGAGACCUUGGCUUCUGCUGAGGCGCUGGUCGGAGAACUGGAAGGUGAACAUGCGCGGUGGAAAAAGCAGGUCAAUGAACUGACCGUGAAACUCACUGCCCUGCCACCUCUUGCACUUUUAUCGGCUGCAUUCAUCACCUACCUCUCCGCGAGCCCCGAACAUGUGCGGAAAAGUCAAAUGUGUGAAUGGGUUCGACAGCUUACCGCUCUUGGCAUGACGAUUCCGAACGAAUCGUUGUACCUGCAAGCUUCAUCUGAUCCCAACCAUUUCGGGGAAGCUAAAGGGUUCGACGUGUUGCGCUUUCUCACAACCGAGAGAGAACAGCUGGUCUGGCGAAAUCAGGGACUGCCAUCCGAUCAAUUGUCGAUUGAGAAUGCUGUAGUGAUUCUGGAGACUGGGAUGUGUCCGUUCAUCGUUGAUCCAUCAUCCAGAGCCUUGAACUGGCUGAAGCAACAUUUAAGAGAACGGAAGGUAGAGGUUGUCAGCCAACGCAGUGCGAACUUUACGACCACCUUGGAACUGGCAGUCCGUUUCGGCAAGUCGCUUAUCAUACAGGAGGUGGAUGAGAUUGAACCUAUUUUGUUCCCACUGCUGUCUGGAAGUCUCAUUUUCCAAGGCGGAAGAUCUACGGUUCUCCUUGGGGAUAAAACGGUCGACUACCAUCCUGAUUUUCGCUUGUUCUUGUGCACCCGACAAACCCCCACCAGUAUUGGCACGAUUCGACCAGCGAGUGCUUCAUCUCUUGUUACGGUGGUGAAUUUCGUAACCACAAGAGCUGGUCUGGUCAAUCAACUUUUAGCAGCUAGUCUGCACCAUGAACGUCCGCAAAUGGAAGAGAAACGACAAAACUUGGUUCGCGAAGAAGAACGCAUGAAAUUGGAACUGGCCAAAUUGGAAGAUGAUCUGCUUGAGGCACUUGCGAACGCGCAUGGAAAUAUCUUGGAGAAUAAAGAGCUUUUACUUUCUCUGAAUAAAACCAAACAAUCCAGUAUGACCAUAUCUGAUUCCUUGAAGGAAUCCUCAAGGCUACAGGCUGAACUAGACAAAGAACGCGAUGUCUUCUAUCCUCUGGCUGAAGCUGGUAGUCGUGUAUAUUUUGCACUGACUGAACUUGUCAAGAUCAACUGGAUGUACCAGUUUAGCCUAAACAGCUUUCUUCAUCUAUUCGAGAAGGCCCUCGAAGCUGUUUAUGACCCGUCACUACCCACCGCUGGUAAAGUAGCGUUUCUACACAAGAGACUUGAGGCUCUUGCAUUUGCGCACGUCUCGCAAGCCCUAUUCAAAGCUGACCGACCAAUGUUUACCAUGCAUAUGGCUCGAUGUCUGAGACCAGAGGCGAUUACGGAGGAAGAAUGGCAGUUCUUCACUGGUGUGACUGUAACUGAUCCGCAGAUUGACACCAAGUCCGCACCCAGUUGGCUGGAUCCAGAUCGUGUCCGUGAUGUGUUGCGUUUCAAGGCCGCACUACCUGCAAUCUAUUCCGCACUUCGUCUGGACGAGGCGAGAAUCUGGUCCGGUUGGAUGUCGCACCAUAGUGAUGGCGGUUUGCCACCACCGGCCAAUCUACAAUCAGCCCAACUGACGCCAUUUCAACUCGAUGUACUGGCCGUUCAAGCUCUUAGACCCGAUAGACUGCAAACAGCCAUGCUACAAUUCGCCAAUCGUUGUUUGGAUCUCCCACAUUUGGGAUCGUCAACUGUGAAUUUAUCUCGUUUAUAUGAGCAUGAAACUCGGGCGACGGAACCGAUACUGUUGCUAAUCAGCCCCGGAGCUGAUCCUUCGCAAGAAUUGGCUGAGGCAGCCGCUGCUAGAUUUGGUAAUCGAAAGGAUUCGAUCAGUUUGGCAGAUUCUCAUUACCGUCAGGUGGCUAUGGGUCAAGGUCAAGCUGACCUAGCCAUUAGCGAACUCCACGCUGCUGCUGAAGCCGGCGAUUGGCUGUGUUUGAAGAACUUGCAUCUGGUUAUCCCGUGGUUGCCGACACUAGAAAAGGAAAUCAACUCACUCUUGCUAGAUGAACAAGUCUCUGCCAACGACAUUUCAAAUCGAAAAAAUACUGGAGAUGGAAUUAUGCAUGUUCAUCAAAACUUCCGCCUAUGGCUGACUGCCGAACCACAUGCUGGAUUUCCAUCUGCAUUACUGCAAACCUGCUUAAAGGUGGCCUACGAAGCACCACCCGGAUUGAAACGAAAUCUGCGAAGAACUUACGAGUCAUGGACACGGUCAUAUUUAGCACAGGGCAACUCUUCUAAUCGCGCCACAACACUGGCUGCGUUAGCCUGGUUCCAUGCUGUCGUGCAAGAAAGGCGAAACUAUAUACCACAGGGUUGGACGAAAUUCUAUGAGUUUUCCUACGCAGACCUUCGGGCCGCUGCUGAUGUCAUUGAUCGACUAUUACUACCAUCCGGUUCUAAGACAAUUGUCAAAGAUGUUUGGGCAUGGAUCCACGGUUUGUUCGAAGGAACAGUCUACGGUGGUCGAAUGGAUAAUCAGUCAGAUGUGCUCGUGCUUCAGUCCUACUUAGUUCAAAUGUUCAGUGAUGAAACGCUGCGCAGUCUCAAACUUGGUCCACUCCGUCUUCCUGGAACAACAGAACUCAAGGAUUACACAACUCUGAUUGAAUCGUUGCCGGAUUACGAUCAGCCGAGUAAUUUCAACUUGCCCACCAACAUCGACCGUAGCGCUCAACGUUCCGCGGCCAAUCGAGUGAUUGCACAACUUCGACUACUUGGUAGAACGGUUGGAAAAACUAGUAAAUUUGACAAAGUUCUAUGGAGUCAAGAGCUAGGACCCAUCUUGGUAUUGUGGAAAAAGCUAAACCAAGGGGCACCUCUGUUGCAACGUUCAGCAUCAACGAAUCCAGAGUCCAGUAAACUACGCUCUGCAAUGUCAACCACAUUGAAAACAUCUUCACUGAGUGGUAUUAGUAAAGAAAGCCCGGUAGUUGAAUUCCUACGACUGGAGCUUAACAAUGCGCUUCACUUGGUUCACACAGUGCAUGCUGGACUUGCUGGAUUGUCGCGUACCUGCCGAGGAACUCAACUACUAACUACAGCGCUUCGUCAAUUAGCAGAGAGCUUGUUACACGGAGAGACACCAGACUCAUGGCUUGCUGAAUGGCCUGAAGGCCCGGAAGAUCCCGUUUCAUUUCUACGUGAUCUUGUUGCCAAGGCAAUUGCAGUUCAGAACCUGAUGAAGUUGGCUGAAACGAAACAAUUUUUGCGGGCCAACUCCCCGCCAAUCGAUUUGGCCGAUCUUUUCAGACCAACAACCUUCCUGAACGCUGUGCGACAGCAGACAGCCCGACAACUUGGUGUGGCAAUCGAUACACUCAAGCUGGUUUGUGCGUGGCCAGGACAAUCAAACCAGAGCUCCACAUUGUCUGAGGGGCAUAUCCCUAUUCGUAUCGCCAAGCUCAAACUUGAGGGCGCUGUGUUUGAGUCGGAUCAGCUGGCCCCAAGCCAACCAGAAUCACCCAGUCUGGUCUAUCUACCAGAGUUAACCCUGAUAUGGAUUGAACAGGACAUGCCAGAUUUUAUACGCAUUGAAGCCUCCAUCUCAUUGCCAGUCUAUUUGGACAGCGCUCGUCAACAUUUGGUCACGUAUCUUCGCGUGCCUUGCCCGACCGGUACCCAGAAUCAAUGGAUUCAAGCGGGAACUGCGCUGUUACUCACAUCCCUGUGAUUCUCGUCUGUUUGAUUGUUGUUGACUGACUUGUAUCCGUAUCUGUAUUUCUUUGUUCAGUGGAACUACAGCCCUCAGUAUGAC
Molecule: messenger RNA, 14547 nt
Organism: Opisthorchis viverrini
Lineage: Eukaryota; Metazoa; Platyhelminthes; Trematoda; Opisthorchiida; Opisthorchiidae
Exons: 51
Coding region: 1-14463 (4820 amino acids)
Biological process (GO): microtubule-based movement
Cellular component (GO): dynein complex
Molecular function (GO): minus-end-directed microtubule motor activity; ATP hydrolysis activity; dynein light intermediate chain binding
Source: RefSeq, a predicted model, not a curated record